Molecule: messenger RNA, 1002 nt
Organism: Candidula unifasciata
Lineage: Eukaryota; Metazoa; Mollusca; Gastropoda; Stylommatophora; Geomitridae
Source: the annotation of a GenBank genome assembly
AUGGCAGCUACGUCGAAUUUAUCUUCCAGCAACGUAGAACUAGUCAAGGAUGAAGAACGAUUUAACAAAAUCGUCAGUGAUGCUGGAGGGCACCUUGUGGUCAUUCAUUUUGCUGCUUCCUGGGCUGAGCAGUGCCAGCAGAUGGGAGAGGUCAUUAAUGAACUUUCCAAAGACCCUAAGUUUGCUCAUGUGACAUUCAUUACUGUGGAUGCAGAAAGUUUGGCAGAGGUAUCUUACAAGUAUGAGAUAGUGGCGGCACCAACAUUUAUUUUUCUAAAGUCAGGCAAGCAGGUAGACAGGCUGGAUGGUGCAAAUGCAGCAGAACUGACCUCCAAAGUUACUAAACACUCUGCAAUAUCAGUAGGUGAUCUGGCUAAACCCUCAGCUAAGCAGGAUUUGAAUGAAAGAUUGAAAGCACUGAUCAAUUCUGCUCCUGUGAUACUCUUCAUGAAAGGAACUCCAGAAACUCCUCGUUGUGGCUUCAGUCGACAGAUUACACAGAUUCUGAAUGAGCAAGGAGUCAAGUACUCUACCUUUGACAUUUUGUCAGAUGAUGAUGUUAGACAAGGAUUGAAGGCCUUCUCCAACUGGCCAACAUUCCCACAGCUUUAUAUCAAAGGUGAGCUGAUUGGUGGUCUGGAUAUUGUGAAAGAAAUGGUGGCAUCUGGGGAACUCAAGGAUGUCGUUCCCAAGACAGAGGAUUUGAACACAAGGCUCAAAGCUCUAAUCAACCAGUCUCCCGUCGUGCUUUUCAUGAAAGGAACUCCAUCAGCCCCACGAUGUGGAUUCAGCAAAACUACAAUUGGUAUUCUUGAUGAAAUAGGAGUUCCAUAUACAACAUUUGACAUCUUAUCUGAUGAAGAGGUCAGACAAGGUCUGAAAACCUAUUCUAAUUGGCCAACAUACCCACAGCUUUAUGUGAAGGGAGAGCUGAUUGGUGGUGUGGAUAUAAUCAAGGAGCUCAAAGAAAAUGGAGAACUGGAGAGCACUUUGAGAGGAUAA